AUGCCAUUAAUUAUCUUUUCUGGAUAUCCCUCUUCAGGGAAAACGACGCGUGCAAAACAACUUCAGAAAGCUUUGGAAGAGCGUAUAGAAAACAAUGUUGAUGGAACGAAAGAAUACCGUGUAGUUAUCAUCAAUGAUGAAUCUUUGGACAUUAAAAAAGAAGUUUACAGAGAAUCAAAAACCGAAAAAGCUGCUCGUGGACUUUUGUACUCUGCCGUCCAACGUGAACUCUCCAAGAGUACUAUAGUCAUUUGUGAUGCACUAAACUAUAUUAAAGGAUUUCGUUAUCAGCUUUUCUGCGAGUCAAAAUCCAUGUACACCCCUCACUGUGUGGUCCAUGUUGCUGUACCCAAAGAGAUGCCUAAACAACUAAAUGAUACUUCCGAGAAUCCAUACCCCGAAGAUGUCCUGGAAGGAUUAAUUUUUCGAUAUGAAGAACCAAAUGGAAUGACUCGAUGGGAUUCACCUCUUUUCACAGUCAUUCACGACGAUCCUACUCCUCCCAUUGAUGCUAUUUGGUCAGUGCUAAUUCAUAACAAAUCUGUGAAACCAAACUUGGCUACCAUGACCAAAGCACCUGCUGAAGUAAAUUAUUUAUACGAACUCGAUAAAAUAACACAGGACGUUAUCAUGCUAAUCCUCAAUCAUCAAAAUACAGAGGGAUCUUCUUCGUUGCCAAUUCCCGGAAGCCGCCUUCAAAUUGAAAUGCCAAGUAUAACUGUGUCACUUCCACUUUUACAGCGUUUUCGCCGUCAAUUUGUUCACAUCAAUCGCCAACAAUCAUACAAUACCAACCUUUUAAAAGAUAUGUUUGUCGAUUAUUUGAACGGACAAUUUGAAACAAUGGAGUGA
Schizosaccharomyces osmophilus is the source of this 852-nucleotide messenger RNA. RefSeq names its product elongator complex associated protein Kti12 (gene kti12). Lineage: Eukaryota; Fungi; Ascomycota; Schizosaccharomycetes; Schizosaccharomycetales; Schizosaccharomycetaceae. The coding region runs from base 1 to 852 and encodes 283 amino acids. The record is from RefSeq and is a predicted model, not a curated record. The transcript has 3 exons.